AUGGUUCUUGGAGCGUUGGCGAGUGCAGUCGCCUCGACGCAAUGGAGCCUCCUCAUCUACGGUCUCCUGGGCGCUCUGCUCCUGUGGAAGGCCGCCCGGCUGCUCGAGCUGCUGUGGUGGGAGCCGCGGCGACUCGAGCGGGCGCUGCUCGCGCAGGGCCUCCGGGGCACAUCGUACCACUUCCUCACCGGUGACCUCAAGGAGUACCGCCGGUUCAACAAGGAGGCCGGGUCCAGGCCCUUGCCGCUGCGGUGCCACGACAUCGCCGGCCAUGUCUCGCCGUUUGUCUACGGCGCCGUGCUCGAACACGGCAAGACGUGCUUCUCGUGGUUCGGCCCGAUCCCCAGAGUGACCGUCACCGACCCGGACCUGGCAAGGGACGUGAUGUCGAACAAGUUCGGCCACUUUGAGAAGCCCAAGUUCCCGGCGUUUUCCAAGCUGCUCGCCGAUGGAGUAGCCAACUACGAGGGCGAGAAGUGGGUCAAGCACAGGAGGAUCCUCAACCCUGCAUUCAACCUCGAGAAGCUCAAGCUCAUGCUGCCGGCGUUUUCUGCGUGCUGUGAAGAGCUUGCCAGCCGAUGGGCGCAGUCACUUGGUUCUGACGGCUCGUGCGAGCUGGACGUGGACCCGGAGCUUCAGACCCUCACCGGAGAUGUCAUCUCCCGCACCGCAUUCGGCAGCAGCUACCUUGAAGGAAGAAAGAUUUUCCAGCUACAGGCCGAGCAAGCAGAGCGCCUCAUGUCCAUCAUGGAGAAGUUUGCCGUUCCGGGAUACAUGUCCUUGCCUACCAAAAACAACCGAAGGAUGCGCCAAAUUAAAAAUGAGAUCGAGUCAAUUCUUCUGGGUCUAAUUAGUAAAAGAAUGCAAGCUAUGAAAGAAGGUGAAAGCGCCAAAGAUGACUUACUGGGCUUACUGCUGGAGUCAAACAUGAGAGAGACAGGCGAGAACGGCCAGUCCAGCCAAGGAAUGACGAUUGAAGAUGUCAUGGAGGAGUGUAAGCUGUUCUACUUUGCAGGAAUGGAGACGACAUCAGUGCUGCUUACAUGGACCAUGGUCCUACUAAGCAUGCACCCAGAAUGGCAGGACCGUGCAAGGGAGGAAGUCCUAGCCCUGUUUGGGAAGAACCAACCGGGAUACGACGGCCUGAGCCGCCUCAAAACAGUAACCAUGAUUCUAUAUGAGGUCCUUAGGUUGUACCCACCAGUAAUCUUACUAACCAGAAGAACUUACAAGGAAAUGGAGCUUGGUGGCAUCAAAUAUCCUUCAGGCGUGAGCCUUCUACUGCCCAUCAUCUUCAUUCACCAUGAUCCAAACAUCUGGGGAAAAGACGCAAGAGAGUUCAAUCCACAGAGGUUUGAGGAUGGCAUUUCCAAUGCGACCAAGCAUCAGGCCGCCUUCUUUCCAUUUGGAUGGGGUCCCAGGAUCUGCAUAGGCCAGAACUUUGCGUUGCUGGAAGCGAAGAUGGCACUGUGCACCAUCCUUCAACGCUUCUCCUUUGAGCUCUCUCCAUCCUACACUCAUGCGCCAUACACCGUGAUAACUUUGCACCCUCAGCAUGGUGCUCAAAUCAGGUUGAAGAAGCUUUGA
Miscanthus lutarioriparius is the source of this 1587-nucleotide messenger RNA. The record is from the annotation of a GenBank genome assembly. Lineage: Eukaryota; Viridiplantae; Streptophyta; Magnoliopsida; Poales; Poaceae.